AAGCUCUACUGGGGUUGUGAUGAAGCAUUUUGUGAGUACAGAUGGUUCUCAUAAUUUUAUUGUUUUUUAAUUUUCAGUUUUAUGUUUUACACUCUGGAUAGUAAUUUUAAAAGACCGUGCACAGAAAAAUUGCACCAUGUAAAUAGCUUCCUGUUAGAUUCUUGCAUCUUUUCUGGGUCUAAUAAAUAUGGCGUUAAAUCUUUUGAGGAAAAAAAUGCUGCACAAACAAAUUCUUCAUGUAGUUUUUGCUAUCUUGUGCUUAUUUGUUUAUUUUUCUAUGGAGUAAAAACAAUUGUAAACAAUGGCUGGAUGUGGAAAUAUGUUGUUUAAUCCUGUGAAUGUAAUAAAAAGCCCAUUAAUUAGAUAUGGGCAUAAAAUGAGAGGGAAGCCUCCAACGAUAGCCAGGAGUCUUAAGCAAAGAUUAAGUGAUGAAAACCCUCAAGACAUAUCACUGACUUUCAAGGUUGAUAUUGGAUUUCGCUUGCCGAAGCUCUCUCGCCAGGAUAGGCUGAAGGAACACUCCGAGUUCAAACAGCGAAAGCAGGAAAGAACUUUGGAAAAGUUGUCAAGAACUCAAAAAUUGUCGGUGCCGUUGGAUAAAGUGAAAGAGGAGUGGUCCAAAAGUCUUGCACCGUAUCAAAUCAAAACUGCAGCAGAACACUAUGGCGUGUUUGAGCACCUGUUUGGCGAUGCUUAUUUCUACCCGCAAGUCAUGCUGGAUGUGCUGUACAAGCAGAAGGAGGAAGAUCUGUACAUGAAGGUGCACAGGGGAAACGUCAUCAAACCGUCAGAGGCGACUGCUGCACCAGAUGUCAGCUACACGGCUGAUCCCGCGACCUUGUGGACCCUUGUGUUGACCAAUCCAGAUGGCCACUUCUCGAGCGAUGACAGUGAAUACGUCCAUUGGUUUGUUGGCAACAUUCCUGGGAGCGAUGUCAGUAAAGGUGACGUCGUCUGGGAUUACCUCCAGCCGUUCCCGCCUCGGGGAACUGGAUUCCACCGAUUCGUGUUCGUCUUGUACAAGCAGGAGAAGCGCAUGGACUACUCUUCGCUGAAGAAAGAACAACCUUGUGUGAAUUUGUCUGAGAGAACAUUCAGAACACAGGACUUCUACAGAGAGAGACAGGAUGAUAUAACGCCGGCUGGUCUGGCUUUCUUCCAGUCAGACUGGGACCGUUCCCUCACGGACUUCUACCACAACACUUUGAAUAUGAAGGAACCUGUGUUCGAAUACGAUUUCCCUCCUCCGUACAUUCGACCCCAGGUGUUGUUUCCUCUCCGGCAGCCAUUCAACUUGUACAUGGACAAGUACAGGGACGAGAAACAAAUCGCCAAAGAGUUCCUGCUGAGGAAACUGAAGAAUGUCCACCCGUUCCGUAAACCAGACCCCCCUCUCAAGUACCCCAAUGCUGUGCCGCUCGAUAACAGCAAAGUCCCGUCGUGGCUUAGGACUGAGAUAAAGAAAGCAAGAUUGGGCUGGGGGCGGAUAAAUGACUACUGAAGCCUUUUCGUGGCUACCAGAUGUUCCAUUGGGAGUUUAACACUUCACAGUUUCUAAAGGUCUUAGUCAUUGCCUGAAUUAGUAGGUAUGUUUUGUGGUUUAUAGCUUAUGAUGUGGCUAAUAAGCCAAAUUAAUUUGAGACUUUGAAAUACUUUGUGACAAAAACAGGUCAUGAUUGUACAUAUGUAUGGAGUAUAUAUUUAUAUGCCAUUUGUUAAAAAAAAAAAGAACUUAAGAAUAAA
This is a messenger RNA of Bacillus rossius redtenbacheri, 1743 nucleotides long. It is a transcript of the gene mRpL38, whose product is annotated as large ribosomal subunit protein mL38. The transcript has 8 exons. Gene Ontology annotation, cellular component: mitochondrial large ribosomal subunit. NCBI's taxonomy places the organism in Eukaryota, Metazoa, Arthropoda, Insecta, Phasmatodea, Bacillidae. The record is from RefSeq and is a predicted model, not a curated record. Bases 302 to 1501 code for a protein of 399 amino acids.